This is a messenger RNA of Coccinella septempunctata (seven-spotted ladybird), 1697 nucleotides long. RefSeq names its product two pore potassium channel protein sup-9 (gene Task6). Lineage: Eukaryota; Metazoa; Arthropoda; Insecta; Coleoptera; Coccinellidae. Gene Ontology annotation, molecular function: potassium ion leak channel activity. Gene Ontology annotation, cellular component: membrane. The transcript is spliced from 7 exons. Gene Ontology annotation, biological process: stabilization of membrane potential; potassium ion transmembrane transport. The record is from RefSeq and is a predicted model, not a curated record. Bases 308 to 1396 code for a protein of 362 amino acids.
ACCUCGUGUACGUUUCAGUUCUUCAAUCUGCAUAGUAGUUUUCGUAAAUAAAACCCCAAAAGUGACCUAUUAAGGAAACGAUAACAAAAAACAUGUAAGAUCGGAUCGAUUCGCUGUUGAAAAGUGAUGCCCGUAGUGGUUUUCCUUCUGGUUUUUCCGGAGAGCCGAGUCCAGUAGGUGCGGGGGUUUUUCCGGAUGCAGCUCAGCACAGGAGAAAAGAUGAGGAAGAUACGGGUUUGGCAGUGGCGCGCAGAAGGGAGCUAGCGGCGAGGGAGCCCCCCAGCCCCAGCAUGAUGCGCGCUAGAGAAUGAAGAAGCAAAACGUUCGGACGUUAUCUCUCAUCGUUUGUACGUUUACAUAUCUUCUUGUCGGGGCAGCAGUUUUUGAUGCUCUCGAGUCCAAGACGGAAAAUCAAAGGAAGAUCGUUCUUCAAGAAAUCCAAGCAAUUGUUCGUAAAAAAUACAACAUAACCAACGAGGAUUUUCGCAUCUUGGAAACGGUUGUCCUGAAGUCGGAACCUCACAGAGCCGGACAGCAGUGGAAAUUCACCGGGGCCUUCUACUACGCAACCACGGUGCUCACCACCAUUGGCUACGGUCACUCUACCCCGGCUACAGUUGGCGGGAAACUCUUCACCAUGUUUUAUGCCAUGGUUGGCAUUCCUCUGGGCCUGGUCAUGUUCCAAAGCAUCGGAGAGAGAGUCAACAAGCUCAGCAGCGUCAUCAUAAGAUCUGUCAAGUCGUCAUUACACUGCCGUCAUACAAACGCUUCCGAGUUGGACCUCAUUUGUGUGGUGACAACAUUGAGCUCCCUGACGAUAGCCGGUGGUGCUGCAGCUUUUUCAAAGUAUGAAGGAUGGAGCUACUUCGACUCUGUUUACUAUUGUUUCAUCACGUUGACAACGAUUGGAUUUGGUGAUAUGGUGGCGUUGCAGAAGGAUAACGCCUUGAGCAAAAAGCCCGAAUAUGUGAUGUUUGCCCUCAUAUUCAUACUCUUUGGAUUGGCCAUCGUAGCAGCCUCAUUAAAUUUACUAGUUUUGCGUUUUGUUACGAUGAAUACGGAAGAUGAAAGGAGGGACGAGGCUCAAGCCAUGCAAGCUUUAGCUGGUGCUGUACGUUUGGAAGGAGACGUCAUUACAGCUAAUGGCUCCAUUCUCAGCGGUCAGUUUGGCCAUCAUUGUACAGAAACCACAUCCCUAGAAAUAGAAGAAACUUCUGUUUGUUCCUGUCAUUGUGGAUGCUUCGCAUCUAAAUCGAGAAACCGGUUCUCGAUGAAGCGGUCCCCAACGCAGAUCCGGCAUUUACUUCCGGUAUUGCCCAUGCACGAGUUGCAUCUCCCCCAAGGUACAGUGGUGCCCCCUCCGGCGAUAUAUCCCAAUCAUAGGGCCUCUAUUUGACUCAAAAGUGCUCUCGUUUUCAUGGAACUACGUGAUAUUGUGAUAAGAAGAUUAAGAGACCCUUCGGCUCAGAAAAAGCGGAUUAGUAUUUUAAUAUGAACACGGAAAUUUUUUUACUGCCGAAUGCAUAACUUCGUUUUUUUAUGAGAAAUAAAUACCAGGGUAUUAAGAGUCUGAAUUCGAACAGCGAUUCGUUGAUUCCUGAUAGCUUCCUUCACGAUUAAUCAUAUCAAAAGGCUACUUUUACUCGAGUGGCGUACAAAAUGUCAUCUACAUCACGAAAGAUCACACUGUACAGGGU